AUGGCAACUUCAACCAAGCCUGUUCUUCAUGGAUACUUCAGAAGUUCUUGCUCCUGGAGGGUCCGGAUUGCAUUUGCACUAAAAGGCCUUGAGUAUGAGCAGGUUCCUGUAAAUCUGAUCAAGGAUGGAGGUCAGCAGCAUUCACAGCAUUACCAAGAACUAAACCCAAUGCAACAAGUCCCUGCAGUUGAAAUUGAUGGCAUGAUAAUAUCUCAAUCCUUGGCAAUUAUUCAGUACAUGGACGAGACCAGACCAGGGCCACGGCUUCUCCCUGCAGAUCCCAAGAAACGCGCCCAUGUUCGGAUGAUAAGCGAUGUUAUUGCCUCUGGGAUACAGCCUCUACAGAAUCUGUCUGUUUUACAAAAAAUAGGAGCCGAGAAGGUUCAGUGGGCACAGCAUUUCAUCAACCGAGGGUUUGAAGCCCUGGAACCUAUUCUGAAAGAAACAGCAGGGAAAUACUGUGUUGGAGAUGAGAUUUCCAUGGCUGACAUCUGUCUAGUCCCCCAGGUUUACAACGCUGAGAGGUUUAAAGUGGAUGUGGAACUGUACCCAACCAUCAAAAGACUGAAUGAGACUUUGAUAGAGAUUGAAGCUUUCAGAACGAGUCACCCGUCGUGUCAGCCGGAUACUCCUGAGGAUCUACGUCAACCUUAA
Molecule: messenger RNA, 654 nt
Organism: Knipowitschia caucasica
Lineage: Eukaryota; Metazoa; Chordata; Actinopteri; Gobiiformes; Gobiidae
Source: the annotation of a GenBank genome assembly